Molecule: messenger RNA, 1924 nt
Organism: Pungitius pungitius (ninespine stickleback)
Lineage: Eukaryota; Metazoa; Chordata; Actinopteri; Perciformes; Gasterosteidae
Gene: cav2
Product: caveolin 2
Exons: 3
Coding region: 23-517 (164 amino acids)
Biological process (GO): regulation of cytosolic calcium ion concentration; positive regulation of MAPK cascade; caveola assembly
Cellular component (GO): focal adhesion; sarcolemma; perinuclear region of cytoplasm
Molecular function (GO): molecular adaptor activity; protein kinase binding
Source: RefSeq, a predicted model, not a curated record
GCCUGAGCCGCGCGCACGCAACAUGGGUCUGGAGAAGGAAACGUCGGGCACCAGUAUAAUCAUGGACGAGGACGAGUUCAACAGAUCGAUAGAGCCGAUCAUGUCAAAGAAGGAAAGAAGCGCGCACGCGGCGGCGGAACCGGACCGAGAUCCGCACGACAUGAACGCGCACCUGAAGGUCGGGUUCGAUGACGUCAUCGCGGAGCCCGUGUCCGCGCACAGCUUCGACAAGGUGUGGAUCGGGAGCCACGCCGCGUUCGAGCUGGUCAAAUUCCUAAUUUACCGCGUGCUCAGCACGCUGCUGGCCGUGCCCGUGGCUUUCAUCCUCGGACUGGUCUUCGCGGUGCUCAGCUGCAUCCACAUCUGGUUGGUGAUGCCGGCGGUCCAGAGCUUCUUGAUGCUCCUGCCUUCCCUCCAGGUGGUGUGGAGGAGUCUGACGGACACGCUGGUCACGCCGCUCUUCCGCAGCACGGGGAGGAGCCUGUCCUCGGUCCAGGCCACGACCGCCGAGUGCUGAUCCCUCGGCGGAGUGGGACCGGACCGCGACCCCCCCCCUUACCACGUGGAACGUGAGACCAUCGAACACCAGACGUUCCUCCACGCUGAGUCCCGCGUGGAACCAAAAGCAACAUUAAGCCGAGCAGAUGGUCGCGGUUGUAAAGUCGUUAUUUAAACCAAACCAUAUUUUUCUAACCUUCACUGAGGAGCUUUGUUGCCUCAUGGUAUCAAACACAGAUGAAAUUCACAAACAAGAUUUGGUUUCAGAAACACACAAUUACAACAUUUAUUUCUAUUGACUGAUUCAUGAAUUUGAUCCUGUGUAAGGUACAUUUGAAUAUAUUAUUCUGUUGAUGCACAUUAAAACACUAGAAACGACUAAAUUAAGAACGGUAAACCCUUAGAACGCAUACUUACACACUUUAGACAAACAAGUCUUACUGAAGAUCCUUUUUUUUGUGACCAAAAGAAGAAAAACGAUCAUUUUAUCGAGAGCGGCUGGAUCAGAGAUGUACUAUUUCUGCUUUUUACUAUACUGUAUAUAUUGCAAUGAAUUCAGCUAGAGAUGUAAUGUAUUGAGAAGAGUUUGUAUGUAUAAAAACCUUAACCUGCCGAGUGGAUUCCAGCUUAUUGGCCUUGAUAUCGGCUCAUUUCGUCUUGCUCGAUACUUUGCGAGGGGUCUUUCUAACUUUCUUCUGGACAUUCGUCUGAGGACUCGAGGGCGAUGACGGCGUUCCACACCCCCUGCUGUGAUUGGUUGAAGGCUCCGUGCUGCUGAGACUCCGGUACAUGUUUCAUUGACCAGUCACAGGGCUGCGUUUAACACGUCCACAGCCACACGGGGUCACACGGCGCUGGGACUUCGACCUUUGACCUCAGGGUACAAAGCCUGCACGGGUCACUCUUGCUGUACAAUUCUGAUAUUUAACAGGCGAAAUCAAGCGAGGAAAUGUGAGGGUUUUGUACUGAUUUGUCAUUUUCAAAUGCAGACCCACCUCCUGUGUUUGAGAUACAUGGGGCCACGCCCCUUUUUACAGACGCUAGUUGCUAGCAUUGCUAACGCUACAUGCGGUUGAUUGGAACUUGUUCAUGAACCAUUCAAGGUGCAGUUAAACUAAAUAAAUGAACUUAAAAGCCCCUGAACGACGCUCAGCGGAGCCAUAAUUUGGGGAUUUAUGGCUUUGUUUCAAUAAUAGUGGAAGACGCAGGUGUGUGUGUGUGUGUGUGUGUGUGUGGCGAACACGUCGCCCUGAUCAACCCCAGCUUCUCCAGGAGGACAAAUAAAUCCUAAUGUGUCACGUAUCCAUCUGUCUGUAAAACCCUUCCUUUUGUCAGAAUGGUGACUUUGAGGCCUUUGCUUUGUGGAUUAAACUCGUUUUGGAGCUGUUGCCUGAAAUGUGUUCCUGAAAUAAAAGAGUUUCCCUCU